Molecule: messenger RNA, 3460 nt
Organism: Diospyros lotus (date-plum)
Lineage: Eukaryota; Viridiplantae; Streptophyta; Magnoliopsida; Ericales; Ebenaceae
Product: cellulose synthase A catalytic subunit 7 [UDP-forming]
Exons: 13
Coding region: 83-3244 (1053 amino acids)
Biological process (GO): cellulose biosynthetic process; plant-type primary cell wall biogenesis
Cellular component (GO): trans-Golgi network; plasma membrane
Molecular function (GO): cellulose synthase (UDP-forming) activity
Source: RefSeq, a predicted model, not a curated record
UUCAUUCCUUAAAAAGACCCCCUCCCAAUCUCACCACCACCACUCUACACUCAAACUCUCUGCCAUCAUCUCCAUCGCCACUAUGGAAGCCAGCGCUGGACUGGUCGCCGGAUCCCAUAACCGGAACGAACUCGUCGUCAUCCAUGGCCACGAAGAGCCGAAGCCCAUGAAGGAUUUGAAUGGGCAAGUGUGCGAGAUAUGCGGCGACGAAGUGGGGCUGACGGUGGGGGGAGAUUUGUUCGUGGCGUGCAACGAGUGUGGUUUUCCGGUGUGUCGGCCGUGCUACGAGUACGAGAGAAGGGAAGGCUCCCAGAACUGCCCCCAGUGCAAAACCAGAUACAAACGCCUCAGGGGGAGCCCGAGAGUGGAAGGAGACGAAGACGAAGAGGACGUGGAUGACAUAGAACAUGAAUUCAAGAUAAAUAAUGAAGAUGAAGAGAAGAUCAACAAGAACACUCAGAUUGCUGAAGCCAUGCUUCACGGGAAGAUGAGCUAUGGCAGAGGCCCUGAUCAUGAUCAUGAUGAAAACUCCUCCACCACCCUUUACCCUCCUGUUAUUUCCGGUGGCCGCUCCCGCCCGGUUAGCGGUGAGUUUCCAAUAUCAACUCAUGCUUACGGCGAUCAGAACCAGAUGUUAUCUUCUUCUCUCCACAAGCGUGUCCAUCCAUAUCCAGUCUCCGAGCCUGGAAGUGCAAGAUGGGAUGAGAGGAAGGAAGGAGGGUGGAAGGAGCGGAUGGAUGACUGGAAAUAUCAGCAAGGCAAUUUGGGCACAGAAGCUGAUGAUUUCGCUGAUCCUGACAUGGCCAUGUUAGACGAGGCAAGGCAGCCACUCUCAAGAAAAGUACCAAUUGCGUCCAGCAAGGUGAAUCCUUACCGGAUGGUGAUUGUUACCAGGCUGCUGGUUUUGGCCUUCUUUCUCCGGUAUAGAAUCCUCAACCCGGUGCACGAUGCCCCCGGGCUCUGGCUAACUUCUGUCAUCUGCGAGAUCUGGUUCGCCUUCUCAUGGAUCCUCGAUCAGUUCCCCAAAUGGUUCCCCAUCGAUCGCGAGACCUAUCUUGAUCGCCUUUCUAUCAGAUAUGAGAGGGAAGGAGAGCCGAAUAUGCUAGCUCCAGUCGAUAUCUUCGUCAGCACAGUGGAUCCCAUGAAAGAGCCUCCUCUUGUUACGGCAAACACUGUUUUGUCGAUUUUGGCGAUGGACUACCCUGUUGACAAGAUCUCGUGCUAUGUAUCUGAUGAUGGCGCUUCUAUGCUUACUUUCGAAGCACUCUCUGAAACUGCAGAGUUUGCGCGAAAAUGGGUUCCCUUCUGUAAGAAAUUUGCAAUAGAGCCACGAGCACCGGAGAUGUACUUCUCCCUCAAAAUUGAUUAUCUCAAGGACAAAGUCCAGCCUACAUUCGUGAAGGAGCGCAGAGCAAUGAAGAGGGAGUACGAAGAAUUUAAGGUUCGAAUCAAUGCCCUGGUUGCCAAAUCCAUGAAGAUUCCUGCAGAAGGGUGGAUCAUGCAGGAUGGUACUCCAUGGCCUGGAAACAACACCAAGGAUCAUCCUGGUAUGAUCCAAGUUUUUUUGGGUCACAGUGGCGGCCUUGAUUCAGAAGGAAAUGAGCUCCCCCGUCUUGUCUAUGUCUCGCGUGAAAAGAGGCCUGGUUUCCAACACCACAAGAAAGCUGGUGCCAUGAAUGCCCUGAUCCGUGUCUCUGGAGUUCUCACCAAUGCUCCAUUCAUGCUGAACUUGGAUUGUGACCACUAUAUAAAUAACAGCAAGGCUGCACGAGAGGCUAUGUGUUUCCUGAUGGACCCACAAAUUGGGAAAAAGGUUUGUUAUGUCCAAUUCCCUCAAAGGUUCGAUGGAAUUGAUAGGAAUGAUCGAUAUGCCAACAGAAACACAGUCUUCUUUGAUAUUAACAUGAAAGGUCUAGAUGGCAUCCAGGGUCCUGUGUAUGUUGGCACAGGAUGUGUGUUCAGAAGACAAGCAUUAUAUGGUUAUGAGCCGCCAAAGGGUCAAAAGCGCCCAAAAAUGGUUAGCUGUGAUUGCUGCCCAUGUUUUGGGCGCCGCAAGAAGCUUCCAAAACAUUCUAAACAUGAUGCAAAUGGAGAUGCUGCAACUGCUCAAGGAUUCGAUGAUGACAAGGAGCUACUGAUGUCCCAGAUGAAUUUUGAAAAGAAGUUUGGACAGUCAGCAAUUUUUGUGACUUCAACCUUAAUGAUUGAAGGCGGUGUCCCUCCUUCCUCAAGCCCAGCAGGCCUGCUGAAAGAAGCAAUCCAUGUGAUCAGCUGUGGUUAUGAAGACAAAACCGAAUGGGGUCUUGAGUUGGGUUGGAUUUACGGUUCUAUUACAGAGGAUAUCCUAACAGGCUUCAAGAUGCAUUGCCGUGGUUGGAGAUCCAUCUACUGUAUGCCAAAAAGGCCAGCAUUUAAGGGGUCUGCUCCAAUAAACCUAUCAGAUCGUCUUAACCAGGUGCUUCGUUGGGCCCUUGGUUCAGUGGAGAUUUUUUUCAGUCGUCACAGCCCAGUUUGGUAUGGCUACAAAGAAGGAAAACUUAAGUGGCUUGAGCGGUUUGCAUAUGUCAACACAACUGUCUAUCCCUUCACCUCCAUACCUCUACUUGCGUACUGCGUUCUUCCUGCAAUCUGCUUGCUCACAGACAAAUUCAUUAUGCCAGAGAUAAGCACCUUUGCUAGUCUAUUCUUCAUUGCAUUGUUUCUCUCGAUAUUUGCUACUGGAAUCCUUGAGCUCAGAUGGAGUGGAGUAAGCAUAGAGGAAUGGUGGAGAAAUGAGCAAUUUUGGGUCAUAGGUGGUGUGUCUGCACACCUCUUUGCCGUUGUACAGGGUCUUCUUAAGAUUUUGGCAGGAAUUGAUACUAACUUUACUGUCACAUCAAAGGCAGCCGAUGAUGAGGACUUUGGGGAGUUAUACACUUUCAAGUGGACUACCCUCCUAAUUCCCCCAACCACUAUCUUAAUCAUUAACCUUGUUGGGGUUGUGGCUGGAAUCUCAGAUGCCAUAAACAAUGGGUACCAAUCAUGGGGACCCCUAUUUGGGAAGCUGUUUUUUGCCUUCUGGGUCAUUGUCCAUCUCUACCCAUUCCUCAAAGGUCUCAUGGGCAGGCAAAACAGGACCCCCACCAUUGUUGUUAUAUGGUCAAUACUUUUGGCUUCUAUCUUCUCCUUGCUGUGGGUUCGCAUUGAUCCAUUCGUGUUAAAAACAAAGGGUCCUGAUGUCAAACAAUGCGGCAUCAACUGCUGAACUAGAUUCCUUUGUUGCUUGGGAGAUUGUGAUUCCAUAGAGGAAUGCAUGUAAAUUUUGCUCUAUUCAUGUUAAUAGUACAUGUACCAGAAAAAUGGAGUGACAGAACAAAUAAAUACAGAAGAUUCUGUUUACCUGAAUGAAAGAAAUUUUUGCUGUAUUCAGUUUUUGUGUGAAAGAAAAAUGCUAGUGGAAAUUUUUUUCUGUUGUGUCUAA